Molecule: messenger RNA, 3159 nt
Organism: Hymenoscyphus albidus
Lineage: Eukaryota; Fungi; Ascomycota; Leotiomycetes; Helotiales; Helotiaceae
Source: the annotation of a GenBank genome assembly
AGCGGGGACUCUAAACCGAUUGACAUCCAUUGACGAUUCCACCACCCCAAACUGACGAGUAUAUUCCAAAGACUCCCCAGAUGCUCCAUGACCGAUCUUCUGGUCAUCGUUGAAUCUUGGGGACGUCACACACCGACUCAACCCUAGCAACACAGCUCUCAGAGAGCUUGCACAUGAACCAUGGCUCCUGUCAACGCCGCCAGAGCUGUCCAGCAAAACCGACCGCGACCAACAGCUGCAAAGAACAUCAUUGUGCCAGCGAUUCCUUUGACAUACGUGCAGAAGCGCCAGAAGCAGUCGGCCGCGCAUACAAAAGCCAAGAUCGAGCAGCCGGUGGCAUCAAACCCGCCAGUGGUUGAAUUUCUACCUCCCUCAACCUCGCCCAUUUUAGAGCCAGCUGCGGCGGCGAAUAGUACUUCUGAAAACGGAUCGCCAUCACCACUGCAAGCUUCGACUACAUCGCCAGCAUCUGAGGCCGACUACUUGAACGAGAGCCAUCAUACUGAGAGCACAGAGGAAGAGGUAGCGGAGCCUGCGAUCGCUGCGAUCGCUGAGCAGGAGGUGUCUGUGGUUGAGGAAUCGUCAGCAGGUAUGCGGCUGCUUCUUUCCCCCAGUAUAUUUUUCCGCAGCUUCUCAGACCUCCUUCCGCAGAAGAACCCCAACAAACCCCACGAUCCGCGCCUUCUGAAGCACAAUCGUCGGCCUCGCGCACCACCUACCAAAUGCCGCCCCCGUUCGUCCCAUCCAGCCAGAGUCAACAACCAAACAUGAGCGCCGCCGACCCAGGCAGCAUGCCACCCCCUCCAAACUUCCACCACGGCCAACACCCAAUGCACCAUGCGCAUCCCAGUGCUGGAAGCUUGCGAUUUGGCGGAUACCCUGAAUCGAACAACUCGUCUCCUGCCCCUCCUCCAUCUGCGGGGAACUUGCCUCCAUAUCCAUAUCCUCAAUCGUCCCACGUUCCUCAGCGCCAUGGCCAGCAACCACCAACCAACGGAGGUCAUCCUAACGGAUUCUCACCAAUGGGACCACCCCCUCCUCCAGGAUACUAUGCGCGACCUGACGGUAUGAUGAACCAUGGGCCUAACGAGAGCUUCAUGCGCCGACAAAUGCCAGGCUUUGGACCGGAGGGCGGUCAUAUGCCACCACCUGGAUUUGAGCAUCAGCGCUACAACUCGUUUGACCCCUCGACCCCUCACAGCUUCCAUGGAUCGCAAUCAUCGGCACAAAAUGACCAGGAGAAUGGGCCAGCUUUCUACAGUCAAUACCCCACUGCAGUCAUUUCCAACGGCAGCAAUGGCCAUAUCGAUGAAGUUCGUUUGUAUCAACAGCCUCGUCCAAAGCCUCGCACAAACUCGCAUGCGGUCGACCCUAGUCAGAACGGUUUCCCUCAUCCCACUGGCCAACCACCAGCUUUGAUUGAUAAUCUUGAUGGCCUCGUUGGCUACCUUCAAGGCCAGUUCGGUGAUGCCCAAUUUGCUGACUUGACCCUUGAGUUGCGCUACUCUGAUGACCGCGCUGCUCCAGUUCGCAUUCCAGGUCACAAUCUCAUGUUUGCUCGCAGCCCUGCGCUUCAUGCCCUCAUGAAAGCUCAAAAUACCAACAAUGAUGGAGUUGCCAUGAAGACAUUGCUCAUUGAGACUGAUGAUAGAUACCUGCGAUCGGACGCUUUUUGGAUGGCCAUGCAACGCCUUUACGGUGGGGCUCUUCUUGACAUAGGCGCUGUAGCUUCCGUCAACAUGUUGCCAAACGCUCAAAUGUCGUCUUCAACUUCAGGUAUUCCCUCCGAUCGGUUUGAACUCGCCUUGGGUUACGCUGCCGCUGGCAAACUGCUUGUAAUGCCUCCUGUAAUGCAGCGUGGUGUUGAGAUCGCGAGCCAUACUAUCAAUAUGUCUACCCUUGAGAAGGCCCUCGAGUUUGCCCUUGACGGCGGGCUUGAUUACUCAUGGACUCGAGAAGCCCCUCCUGAUGGUGCUCGUUGCCCAAGCACAUACGGCCCUCUUGUCAAUCUCUUGCUCACUCGAUGUAUGCAAUGGAUCAUUGCAGGCAUCACCCCAGGGUUUGAACUUGACGCAUCUGUUGGCGAUUUUGUGCACGUUCGUCGUCUUCCUGAGGUUCCAGUAGAUCGACCGACUACCGCCCCAAACCCCCGACUCAGUCAAAUCAAAUUUGGUGACCACCCAACCGAAGAGAGUGCAAUUGUUCAGCCAUCAAGUGCCAACUCCGACCUUCUUACUCUCUCCAAAGCAUUGAUCAAUAUGCCAUUCCACUUGUUGAAACACGUAUUGGAGGCGCCUCAAUUGGGCAAUGCUCAAGGCUGGGCAACCACUGCUUUGAAGCAAAAUGUUAUGUACGCUGUGGUCGAGGAACGCGAGAAGCGCAGAUUGAAGGUUCUUCGCAAUCCUCAUGUUCUUACAGAGGAACGAAAGACAAAGCGCAAGGCUUGGGAGGCUGUUGGAUGGCAAGAAUCUGUCGAGGCACAUGGAACUAUCGAGCCAACUCCUAUCUUGACUCGUACCUGGGUCGACUACGUUCUUCCAGCUUCACCACACUAGAAUUUAUGAAUUGAAUGGGGGAAAAAAGCAAUUGGGUUGGGACGGGUUAUUUCCGUGUUUGUUUGGGUGCAUUUGGCGUUGCAUGACGGUUUUCCUUACCCAUAACGAGGCUUUUUAAUCUCUCGGAAAAAUGGAUCAGCGUUUGUUUGCUUCUCUACAUACAGUUGAUAAAACGGGAGAGUCUGGGUUUCUUUACAAACAUUGGAAUCUGGAGCGAUGCUUUUGAUUUCUGGCUUUUACAUAACGGCAUCCAUGGGGCAUUUUUGCGUGGAUGAGGUACAAGAAGUUUGUUUUUGUUUUCCUUGCCUCCUGGAUUUUGAUUUGAUGAUGGGACGAAACAUUUGGCGAUCAAUGGGAUGGGAAAAAUGGAACGAAAAACGAGAGAAUAUUUGGCUCUAAUUAAAUUUCCUAGGGAUGGUGGGUUAGCAUAGCAGAGUAUUACUUUGUAAUUGAGAGCCAAAACUUUACCUACCGUUUAGUUUAGCUGAUGACAUGAAUGGAUACCCCAUUUCAAAAUACUUGAAGAUUCUCAUGGACGCUGGUGAUAUCAAUGCAAGCAGAGAUUGCUUCAAUUGCUUGCAUUUUCGAGUAACGCUACCCACUC